Messenger RNA from Pelodiscus sinensis (Chinese soft-shelled turtle), 3419 nucleotides. Lineage: Eukaryota; Metazoa; Chordata; Testudines; Trionychidae. The record is from RefSeq and is a predicted model, not a curated record.
CCGGAAAAGCAGCCUGCCAAUGUAGACGCUCCUUUUCCGGAAAAACUGAAAACGGAAUAGUAUUCUGUUUUAAGCAGUUCUGGAAAUUCAUGCCAGUGUAGACACAGCCCUCGUGAAUUCAGGUCCUGUCCCCUAGCACGGUACAUUCAGAAACUGACAGGACAUGCCUAUUUAAUGGCUUCGUUGCCACGUGAAUGGCUCCUCCACAGGCUCCAUGGGCUGCUAAUAGCCCUGGCCGGUCGUUGUUAACUAGAGGCUAUCUCCAGGAAGCAGAGUCACAGAAGAGGCGGGGGGUUGGACAUUAAGACCCAGUGGUGCCCCAAAUUUUUGGGUGCCCUGCGCAGCUGCGUAUUCUGGCAGUGUCCCUUCUCCCCGCCAUCAACUAGUGACAGGAUGGCCAACCUGUUACAGGCAAAGAGCCAAAAUAGUUGUGCAUAUUGCACAAAGGGGGCGGGAGGGGGAGUUGUCCAGAAAAAAAAAAGGACACUGCCCCUUUAAAAAAAACUCAGGUUGGCUUUUUGGCCACCUAAAGCUUUUGUUGGCCAGCGCCAUUUUGCUUCGCCGUGACAGACAGCUCCCGGCACCGGUGAGCUCAGGGGAUAGGGGGCCAUUUCUAGGGGCGCAGAGGCAGCUUCGCGAGCCACAGGGGAGGUUUAGCGAGCCACACUUUAAGCGGGGGAAGAGCUGCAGGCGGUUCGCGAGCUGCGAGUUGGCCACAGCUGAACUAGUGCUUCCCCAUCUCCUAGCCAGGGCUGCUGUCAGCGUCUGUGGCAUAAUGUGGCAUAAAGCGCUGACCAAGUGGGUCUUUGCCCACGAAAGCUUACGCUCCUACACUUCAGUUAGUCUAUAAGGUGCCACAGGACUCCUCGCCGCUGUGGCAUAAUGGUGCAGCGUCACCCAGUGACACAUCAGUGUGGCAUUGAUGCAUAGCCAUAAUGGUACAGUGCCACAGUGACACAUCAGCAUAGCAUUGGUGCGUGUUCGUAACAGUACAGUGCCAUACAGUGUCACAUUAGUGUGACAGUGGUGCCUGGCUUUAAUGGUCCAGUGCCACAGAGUGACAGGUCAGUGUGACAUUGGUGCAUGACUGUAACGAUGCGGCUCCACACGGUGACACAUCAGCAUGACAGUUGUGCCUCGUUUUAAUAUGCGGUGCCACACAAUGACACAUCUGUGUGACAUUGACAUGUGGCUGUAACAGUACAGUGCCACACAGUGACAUCUCAGUGUGACAGUGGUGCCUGGCUCUUACAGUACAGUGAUACACAGUGAAACAUCAGCAUGACAUUGAUAUAUGGCACUAACAGUACAGCACCACAUGGUGACACGCUAGCGUGGCAGUGAUGCAUUGGCAUGUCGUCGUAACAGUACAGUGCCACAUAUAGUGCAUGUCAGCAUGACAACAGCACAUUGGUGCCUGGCCAUAAUGGUACAGCACCACAUGGUGACAUGUCAGCAAGUUGUUAAUGAUGCAUUGGCACCUGGCUGUAGUGUUCUGUUGCCAUGUGAUGACACAUCCACAUGGCAUUAGUGAAGCACUGGCAUAAGAACACAACAUAAGGAUGUAAGAGUGGCUAUUCAGGGUCACUUAGCAAUGGUCCAACUAGCCCUGCACCCUGCCUUUCAACUGUGGCCAAUGUCAGAUGCAUCCAAGGGAAAGAACAGAAACAAAGCCAUUAUCAAUGAUCCAUCGCCUCUCGCCAAUCCCAGAUUCUGACAGUGGCUUAGGGACACCGAGAGCAUGGGGUUGCAUCUCUGAUUGUCUUGGCUUAUGGCUAUUGACGGACCUAUCCUCCAUGAACUUAUUCUUUUUUGAAUUCAGCUAUACUUUUGGCCUUCACAACAUCCCCUGGCAACAAGUUUAACAGUUACUGAUCCACAAGAGGACCCUCCUUCUUAUCCCAUGACUGAUUGCUUUACUUAAAAGCUUUUCUGUCAAAGGCUUUCUGAAAGUCCAAGGACACUAUAUCCAUUGGAUCACCGAUGUCCACAUGACUGUUGACACCCUCAGAGAAUUCUAAAAGAUUGAUGAGAGACCAGGUUCUUCGGGUGAAGGCAAGCAGCGAAGAAGAGAUUAACAAACUACAACAGUUGGAAACACUGGAACAUCUUCAGCUUGAUUUCUGGCUACACCCCUCAAACCCAGCCCUUCCUGUGGAUAUUCGAGUCCCCUUUGCCAGUCUCCAAGCAGUCAAAGUCUUCCUGGAGUCCCACCACAUUGAGUACUCUAUCCUUCUUGAAGACCUGCAGAUGGCAAUAGAUGAAGAAAAGCAAGAGAUGGUUAGCAAUCAACAAAGGGAACGUGGCACCAAUAAUUUCAACUAUGGAACUUAUCACACCUUGGAAAGUAUUUAUUCAGCAUUGGAUGAUCUUGCAGCUGAAUACCCCAACCUCGUGAGCAAACAAAAGAUUGGAGACUCUUAUGAAAAGCGGCCCAUGUACAUUCUCAAGUUCAGCACUGGGGGAACCAACCGUCCUGCUAUUUGGAUUGAUGCUGGUAUCCACUCCCGAGAAUGGGUCACCCAGGCUACUGCACUGUGGACAGCUAAAAAGAUUGCAGCUGAGUAUGGGAACAAUCCGUCUGUCACCUCCCUGUUAAACAAAAUGGACAUUUUCCUCCUGCUUGUCACAAACCCUGAUGGAUAUGCAUUCACGCAUACCAACAAUCGUAUGUGGCGGAAGACCCGUUCUAAGAAUUCUGGGAGCUCAUGCAUUGGAGUUGAUCCAAAUAGGAACUGGGAUGCAGGCUUUGGAGGCCCUGGAGCCAGUAACAACCCCUGCUCUGAUUCCUACCAUGGACCCAGUGCCAACUCAGAAGUGGAAGUAAAAAACGUUGUAAACUUUAUCAAGAACCAUGGCAACAUCAAGGCCUUCCUCACCCUUCACAGCUACUCUCAGCUUCUGAUGUUCCCCUUUGGGUAUAAGUGCACCAAUCCAGCUGACUACAAUGAGCUGAAUGCGGUGGGGAAAGCUGCUGCCAGUGCUCUGAAGUCACUGUAUGGCACAACAUAUAAAGUGGGGACCAUUUGCUCAACUAUCUACCAAGCCAGCGGAGGCAGCAUUGACUGGUCCUAUGAUUAUGGCAUCAAAUACUCCUUCGCCUUUGAGUUGCGAGACACAGGUCGUUAUGGCUUCCUUCUGCCAGCCAGUCAAAUCAUUCCUACUGCAGAAGAGACCUGGCAAGGUCUGCUGAAGAUCAUGGAGCAUGUGAGAGACAAUCAGUAAUAGAAUCAGGGAGGCAAAUCAACAGUAUAAAAAGAACAAAGUCAAUAGUCAUUUAGAAAACAGUUCCUAAAUCUGAUUCCUUUGUCAAGCCAUAGACAGUGGUACUAAUGCAGCAAUGUAUUCGGCUGAUGAAAAACUCUGUGUAUGAUCAAACUACAGUGAGAUGCACCUGUCUGUAAAGAUUCCUUACUGCA